Pipistrellus nathusii (Nathusius's pipistrelle) is the source of this 786-nucleotide messenger RNA. The record is from the annotation of a GenBank genome assembly. NCBI's taxonomy places the organism in Eukaryota, Metazoa, Chordata, Mammalia, Chiroptera, Vespertilionidae.
AUGGCUGCGCUGAGCCAGGGUGUGAAGGGCCUGGUGGCCCUGAUCACUGGGGGCGCCUCGGGCCUCGGGCUGGCCACGGCGGAGCGGCUGGUGGGGCAGGGCGCCAGAGCCGUGCUCCUGGACUUGCCCUGCUCCAAAGGGGAGGCGCAGGCCCAGCGGCUGGGGGAGAGAUGCGCCUUCGCCCCAACCGACAUCACCUCCGAGUCGGACGUGCGGGCGGCUCUGGCGCUGGCGAAGGGCACCUUCGGCCGCGUGGACGUGGCCGUCAACUGCGCGGGCAUCGCCGUGUCCUUCAAGACCUACGACCCGAAGCAGAGCCGGGUCCACCCGCUGGAGGACUUCCAAGAGGUCGUCCACGUGAACCUCAUCGGCACCUUCAACGUGGUCCGCCUGGUGGCGGGGGAGAUGGCCCUGAACGCCCCGGACGCGGAGGGCCAGCGCGGGGUCAUCGUCAACACGGCCAGCGUGGCGGCCUUCGAGGGCCAGGUGGGCCUGGCCGCCUACGCCGCCUCCAAGGGGGGCCUGGUGGGCAUGACGCUGCCCAUCGCCCGCGACCUGGCGCCCCUGGGCAUCCGCGUCGUCACCAUCGCCCCUGGGGCAUUCAACACCCCGAUGUUGUCCACGAUCCCCGAGAAGGCAUGCGAGUUCCUGGCCAGCCAGGUGCCCUUCCCGCAACGCCUGGGCCACCCCGCCGAGUACGCGCACCUGGUGCAGUCCGUCAUCGAGAACCCCUUCAUCAAUGGCGAGGUCAUCCGGCUGGAUGGCGCCAUCCGCCUGCAGCCCUGA